AUGGUGUGGAGAGAGGAUAUUCAGUACAAUACCUCAAAUGGUCGGCCAGUUUCUGCCAAGUGGACGCGGAAAGAUAAUGGUUCGACUGAUUUAGGCAUGAUCUAUUUUGAAUAUCUGGUCGAUGCAUCUAGACGGGCUGGGUUGACUGGAGCCAAGACGUACGGCCCUGGAGUGGGAGAUGCAUUCGCUGAGGCACUUGAGGGUACGCGAACCCUUGAACUCGAAACUGACUUGACUAACGAGCAUAGAUGGAAGUGGCUGGGCAUGGUAUUCCCUCUGCACGACGGAACAUGGUCCGUAGGGAUCGCUAUCAGGCAAAACCGGGUCGGGGCCAAGAAAAAGGCAUGUGAGUCCACCUCGACGCUAGACUUCUACCUCAAAAUGCUUAAGAAAACACCGGUCCUCGCCGACCUUCUCGGCGGUGGGCAACUGCAAUCCAACAACCUGCGAACUACAUCAGAUUGGUCCUAUAGUGCAUAUCUAUACGCGGGGUGCUUUGUCGACCCGCUAUUCUCCUCCGGCGUUCACCUCGUCAUGAACGGCGGGCUUUCUGCGGCGCUGACUAUCUGCGCGUCAAUCAGGGGCCAUUGUACUGAAGACGAUGCCAUCGAAUGGCACACCCAGAAGAUCACGGGCUGGUAUACGCGGUUUCUCAUGAUUGUCAAGAGCUCGCUGGAUCAAGUCCAUGGAUGCGACGAGUACAUUCUGAAUGAUAUGGAGGAACCUGCGGGAUUUGAUAUUGCUUUCAAAUAUGUCAAACCGAGCAGACACACGCGGACACGCCGGCUCGGGCUUUCACUUAACGAGCAUGACGGUGCAAAUAAUGGCGAUGAUAUCUUGCUGAAGGUUGCGCGACUCAACCGAGUGGUCUCUUUCAGCGAAGACUUUACGACGGAUGUUAUUGAUGGGAUGGCACCGAAUAUGUGCCGUGGUGCGCUUGGGCUUGUCCCAAUUGCUGUCGGUAUUUGCCUUAGAAGAAUCCUUGAGAUCGCAAUUCUUUGCGAGUAG
This is a messenger RNA of Aspergillus nidulans FGSC A4, 1008 nucleotides long. RefSeq lists its product as uncharacterized. NCBI's taxonomy places the organism in Eukaryota, Fungi, Ascomycota, Eurotiomycetes, Eurotiales, Aspergillaceae. The record is from RefSeq and is a predicted model, not a curated record. The coding region runs from base 1 to 1008 and encodes 335 amino acids. The transcript has 3 exons.